Entrophospora candida is the source of this 3702-nucleotide messenger RNA. NCBI's taxonomy places the organism in Eukaryota, Fungi, Glomeromycota, Glomeromycetes, Entrophosporales, Entrophosporaceae. The record is from the annotation of a GenBank genome assembly.
AUGGGAUUGGCUGGACCUAAAGUAAAGCAAAGACUAUCAGCUGAUCCAAGAAAUCUUUCUUGGAGUAAUGAUGAAACAAAAUUCGGAUACAAGAUGUUAUCAAAGAUGGGCUGGUCGCCUGGUAAAGGCUUAGGGGCAAAGGAAGAUGGUAAAAACGAACAUAUAAAACUUUCCAUUAAGCAAGAUAAUUUAGGUGUAGGAGCAACUAAAAAAACCAUGGAUAAUUGGUUGGAAAACACAAAUGCUUUUGACCAGUUGUUAAAAGGAUUGAAUCAACAAGUAGAAGAAAAUCUUGUAGUAAACUUGUUUAAGGGUGAAGAUGGAGAUAAUGUUAAUUUGGAUGAUAAAAAAAAUAGCAAACUGUUAAAAAUUGGUAAAAAAAAGAAAGUAAAAAGGAAUUGCAAUGUUCAUAAAUCUAUUGAUGAUUCAUCUAAUAAAAAUAUUUCUUUUGUACGUCUGGCACACCGAGCAAAAUUCCGUAAAAGUAAACAAGCACUUAAUCAAGAUGGGAAGAAAGAUUCAAAUCUUAUAGGAAUUCAAACAACAGUUAAUCAAAUGAACACUCAAGAAUACUUUGCAAAUAAAUUAAAAUUUAUGAACAUUUCAGGAAUUGCAAGCAAUGGUUCAGAAGCAAAUAAUCAUGAUUCUGAAAGACCAUCAAAAUCAUCUAUUGUCAUUAAUCACAGAAAAAGAAAAUCAAAAAAAGAAAAAAUCAUCAAACAAAAAGAAAUAAAAUAUCUUAGAAGUGAUCAAUAUUAUAAAAUAAACUACAAUUUAAAUCCCAUUUAUGACUUAUACUCCCCCAAAACACAAGAACUACGCGCCAAGGCCGAACAACUGUUAGACAACGCCUUUCCAACCUUUUCUGAAACCAUUUCGUCGCGCACCAAUGGGACUACUUCGAAUGUCAGUCCUUUGAAUGUCAGUCCCUUAGGUGUUAAAAUCCUAUCUCCUGUUGAUACUUCAAUGUGUUGUCGGUGGCUACUAGAAAAAUCAAAUUCACCUUAUGCCCUAAUGUUUGCUUCUGCGAGAUUAAAGAGUCUGGUCUUGGAUCAUUAUUCAAUGUUUACUGCGCAACAGAAAUUAGAAUUAAGAAAUUUCAUAUUGAAUUAUAUGUUUCAAAAACCAAAUCAACCUCCUUUCAUUUUAUCUUCACUUGCACAGCUUUUCGCAACAAUAUCAAAAGUCGGAUGGUUUGAUGGCGAUGAAUUUAAAAAUAUUAAGAGCGAUUUAACUAAUUUUAUUCAGGCUACAUAUGAACAUAGAAUUAUAGGUUUACAAAUUUUAGGUAUAGUGGUUGUUGAAUUUAAUCAACCUUCUUCAAGGAAUUUAGCAAGACAAAGAAAGACAGCCAUUGGAUUCAGAGAUGCGGAAUUAUUGGAUAUUUUUCGGUUAGGGUUGGAUGUUUUGCGACAAAUAUUAAGUGGAGAAAUGCAAUCUACAGAUGAAAACCAAGAAUGUAGAAUGAAAGAUUAUUGUUUGACAUUGCUUCGCAAUUGUUUGGCAUUUGAUUUUAUUGGUACAUCACCAGAUGAAUCUGGAGAAGACGUUGGAAGUAUUCAGGUUAUGGAAGUUCUAGUACAAAUAUCUUCAAUCCGUCGUUCACUUUUCAAUGAGGAAGAACGUUCUAAGUUUAUUACUGCUCUAAUGAAAGGGAUUAGAGAAAUACUAGUUUCAUCUAUAGGUUUAGAUGAUUUAAACAAUUACCAUGAAUUUUGUCGCCUUCUUUCUAGAUUUAGAUCUACUUACCAAUGGAGCGAAAUUGCUGAGAAAACUGAAUACAGUGAAUGGAUUGAUUUGGUAGCUAGAUUUUCUAUAAAGGGCUUUGAGAAUUGGCAGUUGGUUCCAAACAGCGUGCAGUAUUUACUUGCAUUUUGGUCGAAAAUGCUUUCAUCCAUGGGUAGUGCACGAAGUCUUUCUGUAAAUAGACUUGAGCUAAUUGCAUCUGAGUUAACUUAUGCAUACGUUACUUCAAAAAUUGAGUCGGUCGAAUCAGUGAUAGAGGGAGUAGUAGAUGACCCAUUAGAAAACGAAGAAGCAUUGAUGAAUGACUUAGAGAUGUUUGCUGUUAUUGCUAGGUGUAAAUACACUGAUUCAAAGACAGCCAUAACUAUUUCUGGAAUUUCUGCUAAUAACUUAAUGCAAGAAUUAGACGUUAUUGAAACAAAAUUUGCAUGGUUAGUGUAUAUGAUUGGUGGUUUGAUCGGUGGCAGACAAACAUAUAGCAGUACAGAAGAUCAAGAUAUCAUUGAUGGUGAAUUAACAUGUAAAGUUUUACAACUAAUGAGUGCUAAUCAAUCGUGGAAUGCGCCGCGAGGUAGUGGAAACGGAUGUGAAAAAUUAGAACUGUCUUUUGUAUAUUUUUUCCAACAAUUUCGAAAAAGUUAUAUUGGUGAAAGUUCUCAAAGAAUUUCUAAAGUUUAUAGUAAAUUAUCUGAGAAUCUUGGAAUAAAUGAUCAAAAUAUGCUUCUUGAGAUUAUUGUAAGGAAAAUAGCAACAAAUCUCCAAACGUGGGGUGAUAGUUCAAGUAUUGUUAAACAAAGUGUGACAUUGCUUAAUGAUUUGGCUGGAGGUUAUAGUUCAGUUAGGCUUUUACGCAAAAUUGAAACCACUCAAUUGAUUGUUAGAAAUCAUACAGCAAAAAAUUUUUCUUUUCUCAAUGUUAGCGAUAAUUUAAGAAUACGUAUGGUAUAUUACUCUGCUCUUUCAAGAAUACUUUUUGCAGCAGAAGAUAAUAUAGAAAGAGAUUUUGAGGAAUUUGUUAAACCAUGGGACGAUACAUUAAAAGAACUUCGUAGUUUAAAUUCACUUUCAACUUUGGCUUGGAUUUUUCGUGAUUUACGUGGAUUCCUUUCGGCCAUUCAAAACAGAAAAAACUUUUUGGUUUUUUUUGAAUGGUUUUAUCCUGAUCAUAUGCAAGUUCUUUAUAAUGCUUUAGAAGCAUGUUCUAAUGAUACUCUUUCUGUAACUUUUCUCAAAUUUUUUCUCGAAUUUGUAAAUAAUCGUUCUACAAGAUUAAAUUUCGACAUUUCAUCUCCAAAUGGGAUACUGAUAUUUCGUGAAACAAGCAAAGUAAUAUCAUUGUAUGGACGACAUGUUAAUAAUCAUACUUUCAUCACCCAAGAUAAAUAUACAGAAUUAUAUAAAAGUAUAUCGGUUUGUUUUAACAUCUUGACAAAAUCUUUUGCUGGACGUUAUGUUAAUUUUGGUGUUUUUGAAUUAUAUGGCGAUAAAGCUCUCGAGAUUGCUUUAAAUACAUCAUUUGAUAUGAUCCUUAGGGUUUCAAUUGAUGAUUUACUUCAAUCAUCUAGGUCAAAACCUAAACCACAUUGGCUUCUUACUUAUCUAAGUCGUUUUCCAGAUAUAUUACGCUAUUUAUUUGUAGUGAACUUUAAUGUAGUGUUAUUUGAAGAACGACAAAAUCAAUGGUCUCUGUCACGUCCUUUAUUAUGUCUAAUAUUACUUAACAAAGAUGUAAGGUAUCUAAAUGAGUAUACACAAACUCUUCUCCAAUAUCAAUUGCCGGAAAGAAGAUCUGUUCUUCACAAAGCUCUUUCAACUCUUAUGGAUGAUGUUGAAUCUAAUUUAGCUUCUAAAAAUCGAGAUAGAUUUACUCAAAAUCUCACUACUUUUAAACGAGAAUUAACAAAUGAAAACGCUAUAUUGGUUCAACCACCAUUAGAUCCAAGUUUAUCCAUGUAG